AUGGUCAAGUCAGUGGGCAAGUUCUUCUCUGGCCUCUUUGGCAGAGGCAGCGGCAGCGGCAGCGGCGGAAAUCGCAACGGAAGCAACGGCAGCAACAGCUCGCCUGAACAACCUACUGAGAAGAAGAGGGGCGAAAAGGGGCAGAAUCAGAAGAAGAAGAAGCAGGAGAAGAAGAAGAAGGAGGAGGAGGGCAAUCGCAAUACCAACUCUACUAGCAAGGUAGGCGACGGAAGCGGCCUGGGCGGUAUCUCCACCGUCUGGUCGUCCUUCUUCGGGGAAGGCGCCGGAAACGAGAACGAAGAGGAGGAGGAGGAGCAGGAGCAGGAGGAAAACUGUGAAGACGAAGAAGAGGAGAGCUCUCAAGGUAAAAAGAAGAAAGAGGAUAAAAAGGCAAAGAGCGGACUUUCACUGUCACUUCGAGAGCUGACCGACCGCCUGCAGUCAUCCCCCGCCAGCAGCACCUUCGCCAAAACCUACGUUCGACCGAGGAGCCUGAACCGAGGAGGAAUCCAACAAGUGACCACUACUACUAUCAACAACAACAACAACAACAACAACAACAACAACCGACCAGUGCUCCCUCGAAGCCCUCGAAACCGCCGCCCAAGCCUAGGUUUAGGCCUUGGCUUUGGCCGUGUUCGUCGCUGCUUCCGCCUUCGCAGCAAAUCACUCUCAUCAUCAUCAUCGCCAACUUCGCAGCCAAAACUUUCGCCUGCUCGAGCCGCUCUGCGAGAGGAGGACGCCAGUAAUAUGCAGUCACCUAAGGAUAUGUGGAUCUCCGGUGCAGACAGCAACAACAGCAACAACAGCUACAACAGCUACAACAGCUACAACAGCAGCAACAUCAACUACAGCGACUACAACUGCAAUUACAGUGACUACAACUACAACAACUACUGCAACUACUACAACUACAACUACAACAACAACAACUACUUCAGCAACAGUGACAUUGACUUGAAUCGUGUUCGUGACUAUCAAGGCAAAGGCUCGGCAGCCAUGCAGCAGCAGCAGCACUCUCGAAGCUUGAGCACCUUCACCACGGUGGCCUCGGUGCACUACGACGAACGGUCGCCGAAUGAUCGAUCUCACCACCAGCAUCAACGACCACAGCAACAGCACCAGCCUCAUUACACUCAGGAACAUCACCGCCGACAGCGCUCUCAAUCGAGCUACUUUCCGGACCCUUAUCAACAGGUGCUCCUUCAGUACCGUCGUCUUCAGGUGCCGCAGGAGCAGGAGCAGGAGCAGGAGCAGGAGCAGGAGCAGCAGUCUCCUCAGCACCAGCCCACAGCUCAGUAUGUGCUUCGCCCUCAGUACUCGCCGCCGUCUACUCCUCAGGUAAAUCACCCUCAGCAGGUAAAUCACUCGCAGCCGCAGCAGCAGGCGCAGCAUCAUUUUCAGGGCCACUACCGACAGAACUCGCAGCCGCAGUUUUACCGCUCCCAGCGUUCUCAGCGAUACUAUCGCCAGCAAAACCAACAGAAUCGCCAGCAGCAGCAGCAGCAGAACCGUCAGCCGCAGAUAAGCUACCCCGUUCAGCAGGAGCACCUGCAGCACUUGCAGCAGCUCGUCCAUCAGCACGCCCCCAGCUCGCCCUGCUCCUCUUCCGCUGACUUCAGUUAUCUGCCCAUGGCUCCGCCGCCGCCCAUCUAUUCCACUCCGGACAUUAAACAUCGAUCAACUGGCAACUUGCCAGUGACCGCCGCCCUCUCUUCGCUCCGUCUUGGCAACGAUCCCAAAGAUGAUCCCAAAGUUGAUGUCAAAGAUGAUUCCAAAGUUGAUCUCAAAGACAAGGGCAAGGGCAAGGGCAAGGGCAAGGGCAACAUAGAAUCCCGCUCCGCCAGCUCUCCCGUUCCCACCGCCAAGGAGAACCUGCCCUCGCAUUGGCUCUCCUCAGAGAGCAUCAUCACCGUACGGGAGAUGCCCGUCGCCAGCUCCACCUCAGUCAAAGAAGGUCGUCGUAGUGGUGGUGGUGGUAAAAGUUCGGAAGAUAGCGGAACUUUUUCGGAAGAGAAAGAAGAAGCCGAGAACAGCGGAAGUUCUCCGGGCGAAAACGAAGAACAGGGCGAUGGAAGCUCUGAAGAAGUAGAAGUGGACAACGAAAAGGGACGCAACAAAAGCCUUGAAGGAGAGGACAAAGAACAGGGCGGCAAAAUCCUUGAGGGAGAGGAAGAAAAGGAGAGCUACGGAAACUCUGCAGGAGAAGACAAGGAAAACAAGGAGGGCGACGGAAACUCCGAAGGCGAGGACAAAGAAGAAGAGGAAGAAGAAGUGGGCGACAGACGUUCUUCUUCCCUUGUUGGAACAGGCAACGAGAGCACCCCUGCUUCACCUGCUUAUCAGCCCUUGUCCUUCUCCUCGCCGGAGUACUUCUCCCUGCAGGAGAUCUUCUUCCCGGGUGGACCAGCCGUUCCUGCUGCUAUCAGCUCCGGCAAGUCCACCGACAAUUCCGAUUACGCUGAGAACGCCGAGCCGUUGUGGCCAUCUUCUGCCACCGCCAAAGGGCCCACUUUUGCCUUUGAACUUUGCCAUCCUAAAACGCCUUCACCCGACUACGAGAACCUCCCGCCGCUGCCUUCUGAGGCUGAUCCGGCUUAUGUCAACCUGCCUGCCGCCGCCGCCGCCGCUGUCUUCUCAAACGUCGAAUCCGAGUACCUGGACAUGAGCGGAAAGAAGGGAAAGAAGGAAGGCCUCACCAAGGUGGAACAGCCAGAGAAAAGCGAUGAUGCUCCAGCUGCUGCUGCUUCUAAUGCUGACGACGACGAGCCCGACUACGACGACCUUCCGCUGGCAAAGUCCAUCUACGGGCAGUACUACAACCAAUCGAAUCUGGACACUAAACAGGAGGGGGCAAAGGCAAAGAUCGAACCGGAGAAUGAGUACAUCGAGCCGGCGGAAAGCAAGAAGAAGGAGGAAACUAAGGAAAAGGAGGAACCGAUCUACAGCAACUGGCCGCCGACCAAGGCGGAAAAGGAAGCGAAAACGGUCAACUUGGUGGAAAAUCCAGAAAAUCCGAAUGAAGCUGAUCUGAUGGUGGUCAAUGACGUCAAUGUCGCAGAAGAGGAAGAAGAAGAAGAAAGAGAUGAUAGUGAAAAUAAUGACACUAAUGAGAAUAGUGAUGACAGUGAUGAUGAUGAUAGUGACGAAGAUGAAAACAAUAUCCACGACUUUUCAAUGGCAGCCGCCAGUGACAGUAGCAGUGACAUUGACAGUAAUCCUGCUAACCAGGCUGCCCCUGGCGACGCUUCCACUGAAUCGCCGCGUUUUGCUGCACGAAAUGAGCCAAAAAUCGCGGCGGCGGCGGCGGCGGCGGCGGCGGCAGGCGCUGGCACAAUAAAAGGAGACGCCGCUGCCGCUGCCGCUGCAAAUUCCAAUACAUCUAAACCAGCGCCACCAGCACCACCUGAAGAGCUCUCGCAAGAGGAAAUUAGAAUGCUGAACACCUGGAACCGAAUGGUGGACCGCAUGGAGGAGCAGGAGCAGAAGAAGAAAAAGACGGAUGACGGAAAGAAGGAGGAGGCCAAGGAUGAGCAGCCGGAUGAGAAGCAGGCCAAGCAGACACCGAAGAAAACCUGGCAGGAGCAACAGGAUGAAAUUGAAAAGCGGGACCUGCCCAGUCACCCGAACGCCUACUUUCGCAAGUGCUGCCCCCGCCACAAACGCCUGGUCAUGGACCAGAUGCGACUGGCCAUUGCCCAGCAGCAGAAGGUGGAACAGCAGGAAGAGCUGAACAAGCAGGCGGAACGACUGGCCCAGGGCGAGGCGACGCUGGAGAGCUUCGGCAAGCUGGUGCAGUUCAUGUCCGGCCAUGGACUGGACGAGCCGUCAGAGUCGUCGGAGCCGGUUCGAGCUAAAAAGGUGGUCUCCUUUGGCGAAGGACGUCCGCUGGAUCUGGAGGAGGAGGCGAUGAAGAGGAAGAAGCAGAUGAUGCUGAUGAUGGAAGAAGUGUUCCAGAGGGAGAAGGAGAAGGAGGAACAGCAGCAGCAGCAGACGCGGCCCACUCUGAAGACUUCCGCCCAGCUUCCGAAACGCUCCAUCCUGGUGGCGCCUAUGGAUCGUAAGGUUCCGGUGAGCUCUGCCGUCCGCCGUCUGUUGGUCAAUUUCUCCGCCGGCAAGCGACUGGUCGAUCCUCGCUUUCAACAGGAGUCACCUGCUGAUAAGAAUAAGGAUAAGCCUAAGGAUGUGGAUGAGGAGGAGAAGAAGGAGGGGAAGGGGAACGAUGAUGACGAGGUCUUCAUCCUCAAGUCUGCUUCCUUUUCGGGAAACAUUGAUCGUCAAUCCGCCGUGGAGCAGUGGCUGGAGGAGAGUCGUCGAUGGCGCCGGGAGAAUGCUGGCAGCGUGUCUAGCAGCAGCAACAGCAGCAUUAGCACCUUUCGCACCAUCGUCAGCCGCGGUGAUGGUGAUAAGGAUAAUGAUAAUGAUAAGGAUAAGGGCAAGGACGAGAAGAAAGAGGUUGAAGAUCUCGGCAUGGGCCGCCUAAAAAUCGGCGAUGCUGCUGCUGCUGCUUCGGGCUCUUCAGCUGAGAAGAAGAGUCACUUCAAGCAGUGA
Messenger RNA from Rhagoletis zephyria (snowberry fruit fly), 4551 nucleotides. NCBI's taxonomy places the organism in Eukaryota, Metazoa, Arthropoda, Insecta, Diptera, Tephritidae. The record is from RefSeq and is a predicted model, not a curated record.